GGGAGAUGACCUCGUUAUUAGCAAACAAAUAUUUUAAAGCAUUAUCACCAGCAAUAAGCAAGUUUUUUAUUACCUAUUAAACUUUAAAACAACUAUACUACAUUACCAUAUAAUUAAUAACAGACACAUAUAAUAAUAAAAAUGCCUGCCAGAUAUUCCAACAAAAAGUAUCACGUCACCAAGCCAGCUAAGAAGUCUAGAGCUUACAGACAAUAUUAUUACAAACAACCAUCUAACACUGCCUUUGUGGAAGAACCAGAAAGUGAAGAAGAACAAAGUGAAGAAGAAGAAAGCGAAGAAGAAGUUGAAGACCAAUCUGAACAAGUUUACGAAUUUGGUUUGGAAGACAAUGAUAACAACGACCAAGAAAGUGAAAGUGACAGUGACAGUGAAGACGAAGGUGUUGUAAUCUACUACGACAACUCCGACAUUGAAGUGGAUGACUCUGAAGAUUCUGAAGACUCUGAAAUCGAUUCUGAAGCAUCCUCCGACUCUGACUCCUCUGACUCCGACUCCGACUCUGAUGACGAAAAUGCUUCUUCCUCUACUGAAGAAUUAGAAGAUGAAAUUAUGUACUACGACCCUAACGAAGACCAAAUUAUUGACUUGGAUGGUGACUACCUUGACCCAGAAGAUGUUCAAGCUGAAGUUUACUUCAGUUCUGAUGAAGAAGUUGAAGCUUUUGAAGCCAACAACGACAUUAUUGACUUGAACAACGAAAUUGUUCAAUACUACGAUUCUGAAAACUCUUCUGAAUCUGAUUCCGAAUCUGAAUCUGAAUCCGACUCCGAUUCUGAAGAAUACAUCAACAUGGUUGACUUGAACGAUGAAUUACAAGCUGAAGUUCUCAAGCAAAUUGCCUACGGUGAAUUAGAACUUGCUCACAGUGACUUAGACAUGGACACUGAAGAUGAACGUGAAUUGAACGAUCAAUUACAACUCGAAGCCGUCAGACAAGUAUUUGAAGAAGAAUUAAUCAGCGAAUCUGAAGUUGAUUCUGAUGAAGACUCAACUGACGAUGAAGGUGUUACUAUCUACAGACACACCUUUGACUUGCCAGACUCUUACUCUUCUGAAGCUGAAGAAGAAGAAGAAGAAGAAGAAGAAGAUUUGUUGCUCGCAGUUGACUCUGAAGACGAAGAAGGUGAUGUUGAAGUCAUCGAUUUAUCCAAGGACUUAGAAAACAGCAAGGACUGUGAAUUGUCCAAGAUUGACGAAAACACCUUCAAGUUGAACGUGAGAUUCCCUGCUUUGGUCAAGGAAGAAUUAAAGAUCGAUUUCUCCAGAGAAAACAAUGAAUUAAUCAUCAAGGGUAAGUUGAACUUGACUGGUGAAGAAGAUGACGAAGAAAUGGAAUCUGAAUCUGAAUCUGAAUCUGAAUCUGAAUCCGAAUCCGAAUCCGAAUCCGAAUCCGAAUCUGACUCCUCUGAUUCCGACUCUGACUCUUCUGACUCUGACUCUUCCGACUCUGAAUCCGAAUCUGAAUUCGAAACUGAAUGUGAAGAAGAAGAUUGUGAAUGUCAUUUAUCUGAAGAUGAAUCUGAAGAAGAAUGUGCAGAAUGUGAAGAUUGCGAAGAUUGUGAAGAAUGUGAAGAAGAAUGCGAUUCUGACUGUGACUGUGAAGAAGAAGCCAAGUGCGGUUUAGAUUGCGAUUGCGAUGAUGAAGAAGAAAUUGUUGAAGACACUGAAAAAUUGAUUCAAGACUUUGCAGACCAAGAAAUUGCUUUUGAAAAGCACUUCCUGUUCGACAAGGAAAUUGACUUUGAAAACAUCAGAGCUGUCUUCAAGGAUGAAGAACUUGAAAUCAUAAUCCCAACUGUUGCCAACGCAUCUGACAACUUGUUCAGCAUUCAAAUUGAACUGGCUGAUGAAGAAGACAGUGACAUGGACGAAGACGUUGAAUUUGAAGACGCUUCCAUGUAAAAUAAAAAAUAGAAAAGAAAAAACAUAGAAAGAGAAAAAAAGUGUAUAGAUAGAUAUAAAAGAAAAUGAUUAAUGUAAUAUAACAAAUGAGAAAUAAUCCAAACUUGUAAGAAUAAUUCAAUUUAUUG
Molecule: messenger RNA, 2051 nt
Organism: [Candida] anglica
Lineage: Eukaryota; Fungi; Ascomycota; Pichiomycetes; Serinales; Debaryomycetaceae
Source: the annotation of a GenBank genome assembly